Messenger RNA from Conger conger (European conger), 3210 nucleotides. RefSeq names its product myelin protein zero-like protein 2. The record is from RefSeq and is a predicted model, not a curated record. Gene Ontology annotation, cellular component: membrane. The coding region runs from base 456 to 1250 and encodes 264 amino acids. The transcript is spliced from 5 exons. Gene Ontology annotation, biological process: cell-cell adhesion. Lineage: Eukaryota; Metazoa; Chordata; Actinopteri; Anguilliformes; Congridae.
UUGUGAGUUUAAAGAAAACCAGCAUACACGGGGGUCCCUCAGCACAGAGUUUGAGAACCAUGUACUGCAUAGCUAUGCAGAAACAAGUCUCCGAGCACAUCAGAUCCCACAGCAAUAGCCUACCACACUGAAUGGCAUGACAUAGACUGACAAAUAACAAGUUAUACAGGUUCUCGGGCGGCCAAGGAGUUUAGCAUUUAAGUGCAAAAAAGAGAAGGAAAGGUGUAAUUGCUGUAACUCCGCCCGAAUUCAGCUGCAAAGGGGGUUGGAAUCCACUGUCAACUCAUCGAGAGCGGAGCGCUCAAACCAGAGCUGCCGUGUAGAGUAGACUACUUUUACACCAUCGCUGCGCUCUUGCUGCCCUGGUUUCAGCAACGGAUUAUUAUUAUUAUUUUAACCUGUAGUACAUUUCUGAUUAGGACCGGACCGCUGGUCUCCGGACACCUCAUCACCUGAUGUGCCGACCACGGCUUCAGCUGUACGCGCUCCUGGCGGGACUCGUAGCAUCAGGAGUGCUGCAGGUUGGAGGGAUCAAGAUCUACACGUCGGGCGAGGUGGAGGCGGUGAACGGAACCAACAUCCGGCUGAAAUGCACCUUCAGCUCCAGCGCCACCAUCCGGGCUUCCUCCGUGUAUGUGGCCUGGAACUUCCGUCCCCUGAACCCCGGGCGUGAGGAGUCGGUGUUUUUCUAUCAAGACAGGCCCUACCCUCCCGUAGACGGGCGUUUCCGAAAGAAGGUGACCUGGUCGGGGGACAUCAUGGGUGGGGACGCCUCCAUCUUGUUGCACGAGGUGAAGUUCACCUACAACGGCACGUACAGCUGCCAGGUGAAGAACCCGCCCGACGUCCACGGCUCCGCCGGCGAGGUCAAGCUGAGCGUCGUCGCUACAGCCUCGUACUCGGAGAUCGCCAUCCUGGCGGGCGCCGUGGCGGGGGCCAUCGGGGUGAUGCUGCUGGUGCUUGGCUGCGUGUUCUGCAUGAAGCGCUGCCGGCGGGGCCCGCACCAGAGCCGGGGCCCGUGGGACCGGGACCGGGAGUCCUGCGAGGGAGAGGAGAGAGGAAAGAGGAAAGACCCCACUCUGUGCACUCCUGCGGAAGCUGUGCACCUGUACAUGCAGUGUGACCUGGUGAUAGAGAUUGACAGCUCUGACGGGGAGAUGUCAGAGGAAAGCUCGGAUGACCCCAGUGCCUCAGAGGAGGAGGAAGACGACAGCUCGGAUGGUGAAGAUGACGAUGACGAUGACGACUGACCCCAGAACUCCGCCAUCGGGAGGGAGGAACGUCGUCCUGGCAGCUGCAGAGGGGAGAGGCAGGAGAGGGGACCUACUCCAAGUCUUUGGCUGAGGGCCCUUUCGGUGAUGGGCAAAAUCUGUGGGCAGGCUCUGAACUUAAAAAAAAAAAAAAACGUAUUGGUGUGAAAGCUGUUGACAUGCAAACGUCGGCGUGCAAAAACCACUGAUAAUGAUACGAGGGUCUGUUUUUUCUACUUGUUCUUCUCCGGUUUCUUUAGCGCUGCCCUACUGCCUCGCCCAAAAUGCUGCAAGUUGUGGCUCACCCAACGUGAGAAAUACUGACUCCUACAUAACAGGAGGGGCACUGCAAUUAAUAUUCUGCAUCAGUGGCCCGUGCGACUAGCCCUAACAAGCCUACCGUAGGGCCUGGAGCCACGUUGAGGAUAUAAACACGCACUCUGGUGUCAUAUUUAAGGGAGUGAAAUACUGCACUGUGUAUAGACUCAAAUGAGCCAUUCAAUGAGCCAGUCAUCAACAAGAAUCCUCCCACUCCUCCUUCACCCAUAAGUCAGACGGGUAGAAUCUUCCAGAAGAGCUGGCCGGCCCCCUAAAAGAAGAAUGUUGUUUUUGUGUGGGGGGGAAAACCUGCUCAGAUGAGAGAAGUAAAAGUGUGAAAGUCAGGCACCGGCCUUGGAUGCGGUUGAGCACGCAGUUCGUGUUUGAGACGCAGUACAGUAAGCUUGUUGGUUGGAGUUACUCAAAGGAGUCUGCCGUUUGGAGUGUAAGGAUAUUUCUAGCCACUGCCUGGCUUGUACAAAGGCCACCCUUGGGCGAGUCACCUGGGGCUUGCCCAAGGCCUUGACCGCUCAAGUCUCAAGUGUACUGGAGUGAAUUUCUGUGCAGGAACUGAACCUACAUGUUACUUUUAUACAUUUAUAAGUGAUAAAUCACUUCUGUUUACAGUCAAGGAAAAACACCUCAGAUGGAGAUGGAGCAGAAGCUGCUUCAAGUAGGUGACAAAACAAAAGGACAGUUACACUAAGAACCAGACAAUCUGCAGUGACAAGGGCGGACUUGAUUUGCAACGUUUUCAGCCAAGUGAGGCUUAAAACCAAGAUACCUCUGCCCUUAAGAAUAGUGUUAUUUAAAUAGUCAUCAAGAUUUAAGAGUCGACGACACUGCCAGACAUGCCAGACCUACAACAAAUCCAAUCACUGCUAGUCACCAAAAUGGAUGCCCUCCAGAAGCCCUUCUACUGAAGGCGGAUGUGGUGGGGGGGGGAAUGUUGCUGCCAUUCUUACUGUAAAUGAGGAACUGCGGGAGAACUGCGUCAGUAUUGUGGAAGUGCUGCCACUUUGGCACCGGAAUGCUUGUGCGUUAACCAUUAGAGCCACACCUUGCAUGAUUACUGGCAGACGACGCCUACGCGGUGAACAAUGCCGCGGCUAUGCGGAGGCUGUGCAGAAUGUGCGCUUUCCUAAAUGACGGAGAACGUAAGGCGAGAUCGGCUCCACGGGGGUUCCAUUUCUCCCCACAACCCGUGCACUGGAAACCACGCGGGGUCCAGUUCGUACUGCGUUCACUGCGAUCAUGGACUGGGUAGCACGUUUUCACAGCGCCGCAUUGGCAUCAUGCUGCGGGGUCUGCUGCGAGAUGCGCAGCGAUGACCGCCGUUCUAUUCAAGGUCGCUUUGCCUUGUGCUGAAUUGUUCAAAAAGAGUGGCAGUCAGAUCUGAAAACCCUGAAAUGAAACGAUGUCUUUUAUUCUUGCGGUGCAACUAGAGGCACCCCAGGAACAUUAUACUAUUAUUAUAAUGACAUUUUAAAUGUUAAGAUUGUACAAUGAAGAUACUUUUAUUUUGUAAGAUUUAAAUUUGUAUUUUUUGUUGCUCAUUUCAUUUGUCUAUUGCAGUGUUUAACACUCGCGAUGAAUUCAAAGAAAAUGCUUUUAUAAUUAAAAGAAAACCGAUUGCUUUCCA